Homarus americanus (American lobster) is the source of this 1570-nucleotide messenger RNA. RefSeq names its product high mobility group protein HMG-I/HMG-Y-like. Bases 127 to 519 code for a protein of 130 amino acids. Lineage: Eukaryota; Metazoa; Arthropoda; Malacostraca; Decapoda; Nephropidae. The transcript has 4 exons. The record is from RefSeq and is a predicted model, not a curated record.
ACAGCGGUGGUGUCACGUGACCCUCGCCCACCCGCCGCACUCCGCUUGGCAGACCCCGGCCAGCCACACUUCAAAAUUCACCUCCGCACCAGUUUCUGACAGUUAAGCAACCAAACCACCUUCAAUAUGUCGGACGACGCUGCCGUUGCACCAGCUGCGAAUAACGUUGGGUCACCUGCUGAGAAAAAGAACCGAACCAGCAAUGUGUCACGGGCCACUGCAGAAGGUGAAGCGUUGCUGAAAGAGAUGGGCUUUGAGGAUAAGGAGACACCAGGCCGGAGGAGAACCAGGGCUGCUAUAAGGGGAGACGUAUACACACCUCCAGCCAAGAAGGAGAGGAAGACAGCCGGCACACCAGGAAGUGGACGUAGGGGCCGACCUCCAAAGAAGAGUGAAGAGAAGAAGGAAGAACCUGUAGCAGAGGAGAAAGAAAAGAAGGAAGAUGUAGAUGAGAAGAAGGAGUCAGCAGCUGAAGAGCCCAGUGCUGAUGGAGAAGCUGAAGAAGAAAAGACAGAGUGAAGGGGAACACUGUGGAGCUAUGGUACAAAUGUUUACCUGAUGAUUCUUCAAGUACACAAUAAGGUUGUAAGGAGUUCGUGAAUAAGCAAAUCAACGCACAGAAGGGGGAUGGGGGUACAGAUGGAGUUAUUCUGCCUCAACAUGUGAAACCUUGAUUGAAGAUUUAUCAACAAAGGUUCAGAACCUGUUUGCGAAGUGAUCAAAAAAUCAGAAUCUUUAGUGCCAAAGGAAAGCUUGUUUGACAGUUUAAAACUGGAAACUGGUCUUAUUGAAUAAAAGUCUUAAGAUUUGCAAUUUCUGAUCAAACUUCAGUGUUCAGGAUGUUAGGGAGAUGAAGUACAUCCCAUCUACCGAUUAUUUUUGAUGAGGGCCAACUUCUCUUGUAUCUUCCAAGUAUCUUAUAGAGGACUAAAAACCUAAAAAUUGCUUCUAGUGACUGCUGUCACAGGAUUUUGUUAUGAGCAGCAUUACUUCCAUUACUUUAGACUAUAAAAACAUGGUGAAAUUAAAGAAAUCUUCCAAUAUUAUUAUUAGAAAUUAAUAGAAUCUGUGCAAUCUUACCCUUGAAUUAGGGUACAUUAUAUCUAAUCCUCAAUUUCAUACAGGAUAUUUUAUGUGUGUCUCAUAGUCCAUGCUGAAUGAGUGAAAAUAGGUUGUUUUUAGAUUUUUUUAUUGUGUGUGUACUGGCAUCUUGUCAAACCAAAUUAGAUGUUUUUGUUGUAGAAAACAGAAGUGUGUUAUAUUUCGUCUUUAUCCCUUACAACUGGUCAUAUUUUCCUCCAGACGACCAGAGACAAGCUUUAUACUAUCUUUAAUAAAAAAAACAAAGUUACUCUCAAAGAUCUAUGCAUCUCAGUGUGAGGUACCGUAGUUAUAUGCUAUGAGUCAGAUAUCUGUAAAAUGGUUAGGAAAUUUAUAAUGCUCUGGUAUGGAGCAUUUAAAUUAAGAAAAUUUUCACAAGGUAUGGUACUGUAUUAGAUAAUUCUGUUUUAUAAUUUCUUGACUGGCUGUUCCAUGCUAUAAAGUGGAAUAAAAAAUUAUGUUAGCCUGA